This is a messenger RNA of Cydia fagiglandana, 1513 nucleotides long. RefSeq lists its product as uncharacterized. NCBI's taxonomy places the organism in Eukaryota, Metazoa, Arthropoda, Insecta, Lepidoptera, Tortricidae. The transcript has 2 exons. The record is from RefSeq and is a predicted model, not a curated record. Bases 71 to 1513 code for a protein of 480 amino acids.
AAAAAAUCAAAAUGCGAGUGAAAAAAUGAUAAAAAAAUAUAUAAUUACGCCGUAAAGAUUCAUCGAAACUAUGGAAGUAUCAGAAGGGGCGUUGUUGAGAUCUAAGUCUUCGAACAGAGCCAUACCAAGUGCCGCCACGAAAGCUAAAAAUUUGAGUACCGGUGACGUGGGGCACAAAAUGGAAAAUAAAAAGAGGCGCGGGGUCUACGUUGAGAAGUGGGCGAACCGGGAAUUGCCCGCUGAAGAAAACAAAAGAUAUAAAUCGAAAGCACAGCAAAUACCUCGGCCACAAACAAACAAAUUGCUUACAACUGCCCCGAGGGAAUCCAAAAUCUCAACCUACACUCGCCUCCUGGGCACCCGAGACCCCUCGGUCCAGUUUAUAAAACGUAAAAAGAAGACCCUUCCCGAAGACCUAACAGAACAGAGCUCUAAAACAUCAAAACUGUCAAAACACGAGAAUACACAAAGGAAUAUUGUGGAAGAGAAUAAAACUAUGGACAAGUUCAGACACAAUCACGCCAAAGAUGCGAAAUUUAUCACGAGAAAGGAUCGAAGAGAAAGGGUGGAAGGAGGGAGGGAUCUACAAACGCCAUCCACAUCUUCGAAAAUAAACCGAGUCAUGUCUUUCGAUACUAACUGGUCAACCAUCUUCCCCAACAGAGAGAACAGAGAUAAAACUAAUAAAUUACAACAGUAUAUCUACAAUGACUGUAAACCAAAGGAGAAAAAUAAAUUAAAAACUACAGAGAGUAAAGACGAAAAGAUCUAUACAUUUUUCAAAGAACUCAUCGAGUCAGUUUACGAAGAAGAGAAAAACAAACAGGAUAUACAGAGCGGCAAAUCUUCUGAUAUCAAACUUGAGAUAGACGACCCCGUAGCGCAGAAACUGCAAGAAUAUAAUUCCAAGCAAUACACUAUCGAAGACAAUAAUCUAUUGUACGAACAAAGUCGUGAGUUGGCGGAUUAUUACAACAAUAAUUCACGGAUAACACCGCAGAAAAAAGUGAAGCGAAGAAAGAAAAACGUAAAAUACAAUUUUACAGAUAAGUCUGCAUACUCAAAAGGAGACAGGUAUAGAAAGUCUAAUCUUCUAACCAUUUUGAAACAAGAACUGGCAAUAGAUUUGUACCAGCAGGAGCCAGAAAGCAUGUUCGAAGCGCUUAUGAACAUAGCGAAAAAUAAACGGAAGCGUAAACAAAUACAUUUCGAGAUAACCAAAGAACCUAGCGAUCUAGAGAGGGUAUGCAGAUUUAAACGGCUUAAUUUGAUUUCACCAAGCACGAGAAUGCCGAAAAGGGUGAAACAGACGAGCAGGCGUGAUAAAAUUAUGGGUGGAAAGCGAAGCGAGUCGUCUACUUCGACAGAGUUUGAAUCUCACCAUUCCUUGGAAGUGCAGGGGUUUGAUUAUGUUACGGAACCGUUGGAAGUCGGUACAAGGAUCAGUAGUAUCAGGCCAAUCACGAAAUUGAAUGAAGGCAUAGUAACUGUCACGCAUCAUUGGAAACAUUGA